Molecule: messenger RNA, 1348 nt
Organism: Limulus polyphemus (Atlantic horseshoe crab)
Lineage: Eukaryota; Metazoa; Arthropoda; Merostomata; Xiphosura; Limulidae
Gene: fh
Exons: 1
Coding region: 67-903 (278 amino acids)
Biological process (GO): intracellular iron ion homeostasis; iron incorporation into metallo-sulfur cluster
Cellular component (GO): mitochondrion
Molecular function (GO): ferroxidase activity; ferric iron binding; iron chaperone activity
Source: RefSeq, a predicted model, not a curated record
CUGUUAAUGACUUGUGUUCAGAGAGAAAGAAGUGGAUGAUCGAUAUAUAACGUUCAAAAUUACAGCAUGUCUCCUGCUUUCAAUAGGUUUUAUAUCUGGAACUGGAAAUUAUUAAGAGAAAAGCGUGUUUUAAGCUCCAGGAUUCGUUUUCGAAAUGACUGGAAGUUUAAUGUUACGUCUGCCAUGAGUGAUACCUAUCGGCUUUCCGGCGCCCUCACUUUACCAAAAUUAUGUGGUAGUCGUCAGAUAGAUCGUAUAGUGAAUAAGUGUAGUAAUUUUUCUGGUGACCAGUAUUUGAAAAGUUUAUCAAAUAAAAUUUAUUUAAGUACAGACCAAUUUCAUUUUAAUAAGUGGCUAGUAAGCAAUUUUCAUCUCCAAAAUAAUUUUUUAACGUUAAUACGCAGGAGUUUCUGUACGCAGUUCUUCUCCUAUGCUUUGAUUAAAAAAUGCGUUACUCAAAAUCAAGUACUAAAAGUAGGUAAAAGUUUUGCCAACCAUCAGAAGUCAAUGUUAUCUUUCAAAGAUUCACAAGAUGGUUUAACGUUAGAGAGUUUAUCAGUUUUCGAAGAAGUUGUUGAAGGGACUUUGGAAUCUCUUUGUGAAUACUGUGAAGAAAUACUACUUGAUGCAGAAACAAAUAUAGCUGACACUGAUGUUACCUUGAACGAUGGUGUACUGACUUUAAAGCUGGGGGAACAUGGAACAUAUGUAAUUAACAAACAAACACCAAACAGACAGAUAUGGUUAUCCUCACCAACCAGUGGCCCAAAACGAUAUGAUUUUGUUAACAAAAAAUGGAUUUAUAAGUAUGAUAACAUAUCUCUUCAUCAGCUUCUUUCCAAUGAACUGUCAGGUAUUUUAAAUACCAAAAUAGAUUUCACCAGUUGCUCAUAUGGAAAAUGAGAUGGAGAGUGAUACCUUUUAUUAUUUGAACAGUAUCAAAAGAAAAAACUUCAUAUAAUUUUGUGGACUUAAAUUUAAUAAGUCAGUAUUUAAAUCAAAUCUCAUGUUUUACAAGGUUUUUGGAAAUAUUUUAAAGGAUUGUUACAGAACACAAACUAAGGAAGGUUCAAAGAAGGUAAUGUUGAACAGAAAAUAAUUCACAAAUAAUCUGAAAAGCAAAUCAUACUGAUGGAAAAUAAGGUAAUAAACAUAAAUCAAAAAUUCAGUAGAACUAUUUUAUUAGUAUUAUUCAUUUAAAUAGCACUUAUAUUCUAGUGUUUUAUAGAUUUUCUGUUUAACGUUUAAUUGAUAUAAGGAAAAUAAAACAGCUAGUGUUGUAUUUUCCAACUCUUAGCUGCAAAAGAUAAUAUUUGUCUGUAAGUGUAAAUAAAAGUAUUGUGACUUA